GAAAAACGCAAGUUGCCGUUGCUGCAACCUGUUCGCCUCUCCGUCCACCUGUAGAGUAGUAGAACACAACGCGCUUACAUUGUGCAGUUUUUCCUUAAUAUCGAUUGGAUUACAAUAACUCGUCACCAGCUCUGAUGGCUAUACUUCACUGAAAGUGUUUGGAGAAACGCCUGUAUGGAAUUCCCAUCAGCAAAUGGUUCUAGAAUUUUGUUCAUUUUCUUCUGCUUUGUUACCUGUUGCACGAUUAAAGUACAAAGUGCUCCCACUCUAGAAGCUACACCCCUAGAGCCCCUGCUGGCAGUGGCUGGGGAUGCUGUACUAAUUGAUUGCGUUGUAAAAAAUCUACAAAAUUACACGAUAAUAUGGCGGAGAGUAGUACCAGGUUCCAACAAAACAGAAAUUUUAAGCGCCGGAGAAGUUCGAAUUAUCCCAGAUAACAGAUUCUCAUUGCUGCAUCAGAAAGGUCACGAAACAUGGGUGCUUCAGAUACAAAAAGCCCAGGUAAAUGACUCAGGAAGAUAUAUCUGUGAAGUCAACACAAACCCUCGCAUGCAGAUUUUUAGGCUCCUGACAGUGGUUGAACGGAGUAGACCUAAUAGCAGAAUUAUUUCUAUGGACCACAAUUAUACAGCUUGUUGUGUGAAUCAUAAUGUGCCACGUUCCUGUCAGGAUUUCUGCAAUUUACAGUCUGUGAUAAUGGGAGGUCAUCCCAAUCCAUGGCAGUGCAUGGAUCACUUGCCAGUCAUAACCAGAUGUCUCACAGAUGGUCGAAAUCAUAUGCCAUGCUGCAUCAGGCAACAAAUUCCGGAAGUGUGCAGAUCUGUAUGCACUGGAGAUUACGGUUUGACAACUGUCCUCCAGCACUAUUCCUGCAUGGAUCACACGAUACCUACCUUAUCCUGCAUAGCUGAUGGAAUAGUGCUCUUACCUGGCCCUCCUCGUGAAAUAUCCGUAGAAGCACUUUCCGAUAGCGAAUUGAAAAUCAAAUGGAUGCCACCAAGUCAACAGAUUCCAGUCGAGAAAUACCAUAUCAAUAUCACUUUAAUCAAAGAACUCAGUGAUUUACAAGAAUUGGAAUCAGGAACGACUGAUCAAAAGAAAUUUAACAAGAUGCCUGAAAUGAAGAAAGGAAGUUCUGUUAAAUCCUUCAUGACCGUUUUGGUAGACGGCAAUAAAACGAGCUACGUCGCCAGCGGCCUGCAACCAGUGACAAUGUACGAGGUCCAGAUUACGUCUCAGAAUGAGCAAGGGAGCAGCCUGCCCUCAUACGCGGCCAGGGCACUGACUCUGGCGACGGGGGAUGUGGGAGCGAAAGCACCUGCCAACAAGUCGGACGUCUACUUCGCCCAUCUGCCCAACAUCACCAAAUGCUGCGAAGAGAAGGGCGUGCCGGAAGGGAAGUGCCUCCGGAGCCUGUGUGAUCCGGCGGAUGAUGAGGAUGCUAAGUUAUCAGAUGUGCUGAUGUGUGCUCCCUACGUCAACAUCACAUUCGAUUGUAUGGCUGGUGGGGCGGAUCACAGUCAGUGCUGUCACCAAAGAGGACUGCCUGAUAUUUGUCUGGAUUUCUGUCGCGGGAAUGUCACACAACUGGACUAUCGCCAUUUUGUUUGUCUGGAUCACAUAGAUAUAUACGGUAACUGCUUGCUGGAGUACUACAAAGUGUUGCCAGGACCGCCGGAGCAGUUCCUUGUUACCAGCGUGCAUUCCAACUGGGCAAUACUAAAAUGGCAGCCGCCAAGUUUUCUUCCAGAAACCGUUCUCAGUUACACCCUUUAUUGGAAAGAAGUCGUGAUGGAUGAGAUCACUGAAUAUAAUGUUGUGAAUGACAUCAAAUCACCUUACUUACUGGACAAUUUGAACCCAAAAACUAGGUAUGAAGUCUACGUAGCAGCGAAAAAUUCAUUUGGUUUGAGCAGAGGCUCUGUGCGAGCAGUUUUCACCACACCUCCUGAAACAGUAUCUACGGAAACUGCUGUAGGUCCACCGAGAGCCUACAACGAAACUGCAUGCUGCGUAUCAGCUGGUCUCAAGAAAGGGUGUCUUGAUCUUUGUACUUAUGAUAUGAAGAUGUCCGAUCUGCAGAUGUUCGCCAUCGCGUGUGCAGACCAGCUCGAAAUACUUGUUCGAUGUGGUGCAGGCGGACGUGACCACGCUCCUUGCUGCAAAAGGCGAGGCAUUCGAAACGAGUGUCUGCCCAUCUGUUCUGCUGUCUUUGAGAUGCCACCUCAAGCCAUUGUCAGCACCUGUAUUGGAGACGCAGGAAGGAUCAUACAGUGCAUGUCUGAUGGAGUCGGAUCGUUACCUACAGCUCCUGAAGGUUUGCAUACGGACAGUGUUUUACCCACAAGAAUCCAUCUCAAGUGGCAACAUCAUGCGACAUCAGACGAUCCCAUUUGGUUCGAAAUACGAUAUAUGGAGACUGAAGAAAAGGCUACCCUCUAUCCUUUGGAUUAUUCAUUUAGUGUAAAUACCACUGAAACUUCUUUUGCCUUAAAAGAUUUGAAAAACGGUACGUACUAUAGCAUCUACGUAGUCGCUGCAAAUAAUCAUGGGAAUUCUCUUCCAUCAUUGGUGCUGCUAGUGUACACGCCUGAAAGAGAUGAGAUAUACAAUGAGACAAUUGAAGCAACACUGAGUCCGCCGCACUCUUUAGAAGUGACGCAUCAGACAAUGGACAGCGUUUCACUUAGUUGGCGCUCUCCUUUCCACGUUCCGUCCAAAUCGACUCUGAGUUACAUCAUACUUUAUCAACCUGCCAACUCAACCAAGGACAUUGAAGAUACUCCUCUUAGGUUAGCCACGAUAUACAACUACAUCACUCUAGACAAUCUUACAGUGAACACUCAGUACGCCAUAGCCGUCAGGGCUCGAACUUCGAAAAAAGAAAGCCCACUUUCCGAGAUAGUGCUAGCAUGGACUGAUCCAGCAAUUCCAGCGUUCCUAAACCCACCUGUUGUUGUACCUCCUGAACCCAUCGUCGAGGGUGCUAACAUUACAUUGUUGUGCGUGGCAACAGGGAUGCCAGUUCCUGUUGUGUCUUUAUUUCUCAAUGGCCAGCUGAUAGUUCAACAACAGCAAAGUCAUGUAGCUCUUGUUGUGCCUCAUAUUCAACGAAAUGUCACCAAAGUGGAUUGUUUCGCCGAUAAUGGUUUAGGACAAGGGGCACAAAGUUCUACUUCUUUAGAAGUCAAUUUUCCAGCCCACGUUGAAGCGCUGGAUAAACGAAUUCCUGCUGAAGAGGACAGCGUUGCCACCGUACGAUGUCGCGUUUCAGGACAUCCCGAACCUCGAGUUUUGUGGUACCGAGAUCGGAAACUGAAAGAACCAAUCACUCGAGGGGAGGACUUCGACCUCAGCAUGAAACCUUACAAAGAGAAGCUGUACACAUACAUUGCAACGCUUACUAUAACUCAGGUUACGACUGUUCAUGAGGGCCAGUACUUUUGCUACGCAGAAAACCAAUAUGGCAAAGAUACAGUAUUCGUAAACCUUGAUGUGUUGCCAAAGUUGUACACUAAUGCAUCUGCUUGUUGUGAAGAAAAGAAAGUAAGCGACGAAUGCCAAGAAGCUUGCAAUAUAGAUAUUGAUAUCCAAAUGGCUUUGAAUAAACCCAAGUGUUUUAAAGACUUGGAUAAACUGAUGUACUGUGCAGCAGAUGGUAGUGAUCAUCGAAAAUGCUGCAGAGAUAAAGGAAUUCAACGCAGCUGCCUCAGAUGGUGCCAAGGAAGACCCAUAAUCAACACACAUCUCUGCAUCCUCCAUGCUUCCAAAAUAGUCAGCUGUUUUGAAGAAGGAAAAGCCGUCUUACCAGGGCCACCUCAGAAUAUCCAGUACCAUAAAAUCGGCAACAACGAUCUGGAGAUCACGUGGGAUAUUCCUCAAAAGAACCCUAAAGUUGUACAGUGGUAUAAAAUAUUUUGGAGACCUGUAGGUUCUCGUCUCAUGUACAGAAAUAACACAAAGCAACGUUCGAUUUCAUUGCAUGGAUUGGAACCUGGAACAACAUAUGAAGUUGUUGUGAAAGCCGGUAAUCAUUAUGGAAUCAGUCUUCAUUCUGAACCUCUACAAUUUACUGUAACAGAUAUAGAUGGAAUGAACAACUACAUCGCAGAAUCAGCAAGCUACGAGAGCAGUCCAAUUGCGAAAACAACAGCAGGUGUGAUUGGUACAGCGCUGUUUUUAGUGUUGGUGGGUGGACUAGGCAUUUUCUUUUACCAAAGAUCCCGAUUGAUGAAGCUACCACCAGGAAUAACGCCUGGAGUUUCUUUCGAAAACCCUACUUACAUGAGAGAUAACCUGCCACAGCAAAACUCCACGCCUGCAGCUCAAACAGAACAAUCAAAUGGUGAUGCAAAAAGAGAAACCUCAGCAUGAAUGUAGUCAAGCAAGCCAUUAUGCCAUGUACAGUAUCAACUGCAACUUUGCCAUUAUUUUCUGUGUGAGGAAAUGAACUCUUUCUUCUAAUAAUAAAACAUAGAAAUACAGUAAAAUCAGCUGAAAUGCAACAACAAAAAAAACUGUGUUAAUAUUUGAGGAAUUCAGCUGCCAAAACAAAGACAAACUGGUGAAGAUGAUCUCUUUAAAGAAGUUACUGGGCAUGGACACUAAAGUCGUAAUUUUUACUGUUAAAUGGUUAGAAAUAUACUUACGGAAAAACUGUACAAUAGAAUGGCAUACAUGUCAAAAGAGAAUUUUAAAAACUGAAUUUGAGGAAUAUUUAAAAAGUGGAACUAAUUGGGUGAAAAUGUAAUUGACUCUAUACCAAUCAUUGAACAAAAAUUUAUGAAUUUUAAACACGAUUUUAAAUGUAAUAAAUAUGUCUCUAAAGCAUUCCAUUGUAUCAAUCAAUUUCUGGGGAAAUUUUUACUAUCUGAUGGAUUAGCUUGAUUUCAACAGAAUAAAUCUUUGGUAAGGUGAGAAAUAUUUCAAGAAAUUCCAGAAAUAUAAAUAUAUGUCUGUAUACUUAAUUAUAUAUAUGAAUACCGAAAUAAAAUGGAAUUGGAAGGGGUAAAUUAGAACUAAAUUAAAACUGUCACAAGAUCACUGCUAAAAUUAAGGUGUCGUUAAGCCUACUUUACAACCAAAAUAUUUUCACAACAUUUAAAAAAUUAAAAUUCAAAACUGAUUCCCGUAAUUUUGGAUCUCAUGGACUCUUCCCAAUUGAUGGCGAACGCAAACCGUUAUUGAAGUUAAGAUUUUAAUACAAUUUUAAAUAAAAAAGUGAUAAGUAGUUGUCAAAUGUUGCACAACAGCUAAAAUUUGUAGAAUUUUUUUCCCCCCCCGACACAGUGAAUUUUGUCUUUGCUAAAUAUCAUUUUCCUUCUAUGCUUACAAUAAAAUAUUUUAAAUAUAUACUUCGUGUUAUCUAGCAGAAAAGUAUUAUUUCUAUUUAAUAGAACUAAAUAAAACUUUGACUUAAAAUAUGGCAUCCAGAUUCUUUAUUUAGAUGGCUAGAAAACAUACCAUCAUGCCUCGAUAAAAAUUAUUUCUAGUACAGCUCAAAAUAUUCUACUUUUAUUCAAGAUUAAUCUUGUAAAAUAAACAAUAAGCUUAUGUUCAAAAAUAUUUUUAAAAAAAUCUUAAAAGUACCAAAAGAAACCCAAAUUUUUGAUGAAAACAUUAUUUCAGAUAAGUUAAUUAUCUGCAAAUGCAUUUACAUUGUCUGACCACUAAUGUGAUGGAAAAAACUAAACAUCAAUGUUACAGGUGGAAAUGGAUGAAUAUUUAGUUUGCAGGGAUGCCAACUUUUGCAGAUGUUUGCUAAAUUAAGCAGAUUCAUUGAAAAGAACAAAACACGUGCAUCAAUCACUUUCCUCUUCCUUCAGAUAGCUGGAUGUUUGUCAAUUCCAAAGCAACUGUGGAGAGACAGUUUACUAUAUUCUUUAACAUUUGUGCAUCUGUCUUACUUAAUGUUAUCUUAUGAUAUUCUAUAAUAAUUGAGGCAUAUAUUAUGCUUUAUUGAAACAAAACUCAAGAAUUUUUUUGCUGUUAAAAUAUACUUCUUUAAAAUAUGAGCAAAAUCAAAUUCUAUUUGGUGAGCAAAAGGGGUAAAGGAAAGAAUUCUUUAGUCACCAAUGGUCAGUAGUGAUAAUUUCACUAGUAGCCCUUUUUACACAAUAAUUUGUUAAUAUAGCUAAGUAUGUAAAUUAAUGUAAGUAGUAUAUUUCAAGUACAUGAAGGCUGCAUCUUGAUUUUGGUGGAAAAAGAUUACUUAAUUCCUUUUGCACACUUGAAGGUUGUCAAUUCUGUUUUUGAUUUUCAUUUAGUCCCCUUGUGACCAGUGGCAACUGCUAAUUUUGUCCUUUAUGACACACAAUCAAACCUGAAAAUGCAGGUUUCAAGUGCAGUGGCGUAUUUACUUGGUCCUAAUUGCGAGAGGCUCCCAGGAUCAUAGGCGCCCAGAAGAAAGUACAAAAAUGUCUGAUAGAUAUUUAACACAGGCAUGUGAUAGACAUUCGGUCACCUAAAGUGCAUUGCGAUUGGCCCCUAAGCAUGUAAAUCCACCACUGUUCCAAGAGAAUUUGUGAGCCAUUUGAAAUCAUAAAAAUAAAAACAAUCAUGAUAAUACAAAAAACAUUCCAGUGAAAAACCAAUUUUAUUAGACUUAGGCUAUGAAGAAAUUAAUCCAGAAUUUGAUUUCCAAAAUGUAUCACAAAACAGUUCAAACUUAUUACUAAAAUACAGUGUUUUUAUAAAAGCAACAAAUAAAAAUGUAAAUUAAACAAGACAAUUAAUACAGGACUUUCAUAAUUAAACAACCCAACUUAAAAGUUGUCUAGCGGGAAACUAUUGCUCAAAAAUUAACAAAAUUUUGUGUACAACAUAUUGAAGGAUGGGACUUUGUUUGAUCAAAUAAAAAAAUAGUUCAGAACAUAGUCAACAUUUGAGGCGGAUUUUUACGAGUUACAUUUAUUAUGCAUAUGUUACAAUGUAUGUUUACGAUGGUUUUAAAACAAAUCUUACAUCAAAACAUGUUCAACAUGAUGGCUAUCAUUUUCGUCUACCUCCUGAAAACAUGAGAUAGCAUGUUUUACAGGAUACAGUAAUAUGCUCUGAGAAAUGCUAAGAGCAUGUCAUGAUAUACCGUAUUUAAGAUCAGGUAACAAUCGAGGAUUAUCACGAUCUUCAAGAUGUUUCAAACGCCUAAAAAGCUAAAAGUCACACGGGCCGAGGUUUGACGAUCGGGAAGUAAUGUUAAAAACACCCUUUGGCAGCGAAAUUUUUAGCCUUUCUUUUUCUUCAUUCAAACCAAGUCCCAUCCCUUCAUUACACUGUACAUAAAAUUUUGUUAAUUUCUGAGCAAUUGUUUCACCACUAGACAGCUCUAAAGCAUGGUCGUUUCCCUGUGGACACCCUGUACAUGUGACAGAAAAUCUUGAGGAAAAAAAUCUAGUCAUUGAAUAGUGUAUGUAACAAAUUCAAAAUCCUUUGACAAAUUUACAGUAUAUAUGAUAUUAUUCACUUUGUACAUUUCUAUUUGACUAUGUUUGCAAAUACAGUUUAAUUUUGUAACAUAAUUCGUUCCAGUGUCUUGCUAGAAACUAAUGUUCAAUUUGUUGAAAAUCUCUACAAAAAUGUGUAUACUCAACUGUAAAUAAAUAUAUUUUAUUCCUAAUAUA
Messenger RNA from Uloborus diversus, 7619 nucleotides. RefSeq names its product Ig-like and fibronectin type-III domain-containing protein 1. The record is from RefSeq and is a predicted model, not a curated record. Gene Ontology annotation, molecular function: protein binding. The transcript has 28 exons. Lineage: Eukaryota; Metazoa; Arthropoda; Arachnida; Araneae; Uloboridae. The coding region runs from base 175 to 4374 and encodes 1399 amino acids.